Messenger RNA from Enhydra lutris kenyoni (northern sea otter), 2864 nucleotides. Its product is annotated as suppressor of cancer cell invasion. Gene Ontology annotation, biological process: DNA-templated transcription. Gene Ontology annotation, molecular function: transcription corepressor activity. The record is from RefSeq and is a predicted model, not a curated record. Lineage: Eukaryota; Metazoa; Chordata; Mammalia; Carnivora; Mustelidae. The transcript has 18 exons. Gene Ontology annotation, cellular component: nucleus. Bases 1 to 1821 code for a protein of 606 amino acids.
AUGGUCAGAGGAGCCCGGCAGCCCCAGCAGCCGCGGAGUCGCCUGGCCCCCAGACUGACUGGCACAGUGGAGAAACCACCUCGAAAACGGAAAAGCAGGACUGAAUUUGUGCUUAAAGAAAUCAUGUCUUCUGGAGGUGCUGAAGAUGAUAUCCCACAGGGAGAGAGGAAAACAGUUACAGAUUUUUGUUACCUUCUAGAUAAGUCUAAGCAACUGUUCAAUGGAUUAAGAGAUUUGCCACAAUAUGGGCAGAAGCAGUGGCAGUCCUAUUUUGGAAGAACUUUCGAUGUUUACACCAAACUCUGGAAGUUCCAGCAGCAGCAUCGACAAGUCUUGGAUAAUCGGUAUGGCUUGAAGCGGUGGCAAAUAGGGGAAAUUGCUUCUAAGAUUGGGCAGCUAUACUACCAUUAUUACCUACGCACAUCUGAGACCAGCUAUCUGAAUGAAGCUUUCUCCUUCUAUUCUGCAAUUAGACAGAGAUCAUAUUAUUCUCAAGUCAAUAAAGAGGACAGACCUGAGUUGGUUGUUAAGAAGCUACGAUACUACGCAAGGUUUAUUGUAGUUUGUCUUCUGCUCAACAAAAUGGAUGUUGUGAAGGAUUUGGUGAAGGAAUUGUCAGAUGAAAUUGAAGACUAUACUCACCGCUUUAAUACAGAAGAUCAAGUGGAGUGGAACCUGGUGCUUCAAGAAGUAGCAGCUUUCAUUGAGGCGGACCCAGUGAUGGUACUGAAUGAUGACAAUACCAUUGUUAUCACAUCUAAUCGCCUCGCUGAAACAGGAGCCCCGUUGCUGGAACAGGGCAUGAUUGUGGGACAGUUGUCUCUGGCUGACGCACUCAUUAUUGGUAAUUGCAAUAACCAGGUUAAGUUUAGUGAACUAACUGUGGACAUGUUCCGGAUGUUACAAGCCUUGGAAAGGGAGCCGAUGAACUUAGCCUCCCAGAUGAAUAAACCAGGAAUGCAGGAAUCGGCUGAUAAGCCUACCAGACGAGAAAACCCCCACAAGUAUCUGCUCUACAAACCAACCUUCAGUCAACUAUACACAUUCUUAGCAGCAUCUUUUAAGGAGCUGCCCGCCAAUAGUGUGCUUCUGAUUUACCUGUCAGCCACUGGCGUCUUCCCCACAGGUCGUGCUGAUAGUGAAGGUCCUUAUGAUUUUGGAGGGGUACUUACUAAUAGUAACCGAGAUAUUAUAAAUGGAGAUGCCAUCCACAAACGAAAUCAGUCCCACAAGGAAAUGCACUGCCUUCAUCCCGGAGACCUCUACCCUUUCACGAGGAAGCCCCUGUUUAUUAUUGUGGAUUCGUCCAACAGUGUCGCAUACAAGAAUUUCACAAACUUAUUUGGACAGCCACUAGUCUGCUUGCUUUCUCCUACAGCAUAUCCAAAAGCUUUACAAGAUCAAUCUCAACGAGGUAGCCUCUUCACUCUCUUUUUGAACAAUCCUCUAAUGGCCUUCCUAUUUGUCUCUGGAUUGUCAAGCAUGCGCAGAGGCCUAUGGGAAAAGUGUCAAGAAUAUCUUCGAAAAAUCAACCGUGAUAUUGCCCAGCUACUGACCCAUUCACGUUCAAUAGAUCAAGCAUUUCUCCAGUUUUUUGGAGAUGAGUUUCUUCGCUUGCUUCUCACAAGAUUUAUCUUUUGUUCAGCCACCAUGAGGAUGCACAAGAUUUUUCGGGAAACACGAAACUAUCCAGAAUCAUAUCCACAACUGCCAAGGGAUGAAACAGUGGAGAACCCUCAUCUCCAGAAGCACAUUCUGGAAUUAGCAUCCAUUCUGGAUGUUCGAAACGUGUUCCUCGAGAGUACCAUAGAUGACUAUUAAAACAAAAUCCUCUUGUUGAAACAAUUUUUCAUUUGCCACAGAUUUUACAUGGUGCAGUUUUCUAAUGUGAUGACCAAGACACAUAGUGGUGUUACUUAGUUUUAAUUUUUUAAUUUAAGGCCACCAUUUUAAAAACAAACUGAAAAAAUUGUUCAAACUUUUAGGGUAACUGUUUUAAAAUACAGUCUUUCAAGUCUUUUAAAAAACUCAAUUAAUCUUGGAAUUUUUACUUUUUGGUUUUGAGGUAUGGCUACUUACCUCCAGCAUCUGUCCCUACACACAAAUAGUCACUGUUCUCACCCUCAGAAGAGUAAAUCAUUUAUUUUUAUAUAAUGAGGAAAAUCCAGCUCUUAUACUUGGACCUUAAAUGUGUGGAUUUAAAAAAAAAUGUGUGGAUUUAGAAAAUUUAUCAUUGUUCACAAAGAUGAAACUAGCCAGCAUGGACUAUUAAAAAUCAAGAACAGGCUUUCCAUAAUAUUUCUUUUCAUUCCAGCUUAGUAGGUAGACAAAUGUGUGAUCCUUUGAAGCAUAAUCAAGACAUUUUUUAAAAUCAUUUAACUCAUUAAAUACUGUCAUAAUUUCAGAAAAUGUAUAGGAUUGGUUUGCAUUUGAAAGUUAAAUCUUUAAUUGAAGUCUUAAGAUGAUAAAUACCACUUGGAAUGUGUGAGCCCUGUGUUAUCAUGAGAUAUGCUGGCAUAAUUUGCUUUCUUUAUAAUCUGAAUGCUGGAAAUGAAAAAAAAAAGACUUUUAAGUAUUUCGGUCAAAAAAUCAGAUUGUUGCUUUCAUAAUACAAUGUUUCCACAAGGAAUUCUAUUUAAACUCUUAAUUCAUGAUACCAAGUUUGAAGACUAUCCAGCUUGAAGGCUGUGGCAUAUAGUACAGAGGUUAUCAUCUUUUUGUCUAGUUCACGUUUAUGAGAUGUCAAAGUCAGAGAUGUUAUUAAUUUUAGUCAGGGGUAACUGAAUUGUUAUUUAACCUAAAAUGGAAGUAACUUUUACAUUGACAAUUUGGAAAUAAGAUUUUUUUUAACUCCUUAUAUUUAA